Molecule: messenger RNA, 381 nt
Organism: Effrenium voratum
Lineage: Eukaryota; Dinophyceae; Suessiales; Symbiodiniaceae
Source: the annotation of a GenBank genome assembly
AUGGCCCAGCUGGCGGCGAACCUGCCAGCGGCCGUGGGACUGGGCCAUCCUGGAAACGCGCUGGAUGUGAAGCUCCCGCUCUCGCUCCGGCUCCGUGAAAUGAAGACGGGCGCGGAGCGGCCCCUCUACUUCGACUGCGCUGGCCAGGUGACGGUGGGCGAGCUCCGCGAGGCAACGCACCGGCGCUUCCCGGUGCUGCUUUGCAGGCGCAAGGCGAAGCUCUUCGUCAUGGGUCAGCAGUUGGAGGACGAUCAGCUUCACCUCUUCAAAGUUCGGGGAAUCUACGUCCCGCAGCUUCCAGUUGGAGCGCUGGCCUCGAAGCUCGAAGCUCGUCCCCGCCUUCGCCGCGUGCGGCAGCGGGAUUUCGUCGGGCCAGUUUAG